Molecule: messenger RNA, 3454 nt
Organism: Osmerus eperlanus (European smelt)
Lineage: Eukaryota; Metazoa; Chordata; Actinopteri; Osmeriformes; Osmeridae
Product: ADAMTS-like protein 2
Exons: 18
Coding region: 110-3307 (1065 amino acids)
Biological process (GO): proteolysis; extracellular matrix organization
Cellular component (GO): extracellular matrix
Molecular function (GO): metalloendopeptidase activity
Source: RefSeq, a predicted model, not a curated record
CGCCUUUCAAGCAUCACGGAUUUUCAUCCCACUACAUCUCAGCACGAGCCUCCCUUUCGAGCGGCGGGUUAGGUCGGGGGGGCGAGGUCUCCUCGUUCUUAAAUGAACCAUGUUCUGCCUCCGGAGCGCGAGACCCGCGGUUCUUCUAACCCACAGUGUGCUCUUGCUAAUCGCGUUAUCUGACACGGCGUCAAGCAACAACGAUAAGGACAGUAGUGACGGGAGAGAGGAUCUCCAGGUGGAUGCGUUCCUCCAGGGGCCCUCGGGCCAGGCUGCGGCCCACAGACGGGUCCCCGGGCCUGGGGAGGAGCUGGCCCAGUGGUGGGGAGAGUGGAGCAGCUGGUCCACCUGCUCUCGUACCUGCGGGGGAGGGGUGAGGUCCCAGGAACGACACUGUCUGCAGCAGAGACUUAGCUCCGCCCACAACAUCAACUCUUCCUUCUGUGUCGGCUCACCUAAACAGUACCAGCUCUGCCCCAGCCAGCCCUGCCCCAGCAGCAGGGUAAGCUUCAAACAGCAGCAGUGCUCCCAGUUCAACUCCAAGGCGUUUGGCAGGAGGCACUAUGAGUGGGUCCCCCUAUACCCAGACGACUACAUCAGCAUCUCCAACAAGCCGUGUGACCUGCAGUGCACCACCUCCUCUGGAGAGAGACAGCUGCUGGUCCCUGCUCACGACGGGACGUACUGCCGCGACGGAGCCCACCAGGGGGUCUGCAUAGAGGGGCACUGCCAGCCAGUGGGCUGUGACGGCCUGCUCUACUCAAGUAAGACGGUGGACAUGUGUGGCGUGUGUGGAGGCCACGGUGCUUCCUGUCAGCGCGUGUCUGGAAUAUUCCGGAGAGGAACCACUCACCUAGGUUACGUGUUCAUCACCAACAUUCCUGCCGGGGCCUCCGACAUCCAGAUCAUAGAGAGACGCAAGACAGAGAACAUCCUGGCCCUAUCAGACGAGGCUGGGCACUUCUUCUUCAAUGGGAACAGCGUGAUUGACAACCCCAGGAACUUCCGUGUGGCUGGGACAGUGUUCAAGUACCGCCGGCCCUCCACCUUCUUCUCUGAGGGUCUUGAGUACAUCAUCGCCCAGGGCCCCACCAACCUCGGCAUAAACUUGAUGUACAACAACCUGAAUGGCAAGAUGCCCCACAUCACGUAUGAGUACACUGUCCCCAGCCACCCCGCCCCUCGCACAGCCACGCCCCUCCACCAAGCCUCUUUAGACUCCUCCCUCUUUGAGCCCGCUCCCGGAGACACACUGCAGGGGACGCUGGAGACACGCCCCUCUCAGAGCCACGCCCCCCAUGGACACGCCCCCCAUGGCCACGCCCCCAAUGGCAACGCCCCCCACGACACGCCCACCAAUAGCACUUCCUCCCAGCUCUCCUCCCACGACAAUGAGAUAGACGUCAUGGAAGACCUUGAGAAACUGUCCAAUAACAACGCCACCCAGGGCCAAUCAGAUCCUCAGCUGGAGCGAGAGGGGGCGGAGCCGGAGAAAGAAGGGCUGGACGAGGAUGGGGAUUGGCUGGAGGGAGACAGGAGAGAACAGCCUGACCUGGAAAAGGAGGAGCUAGACACAGAGGAGGAGGAGCUGGAGCGGGCGGCGGCCAUUUUGUUCUACAGACCUGCCAGUGAUGUCAUCGGUGACAUCAUCACUCACAAUGACCUUCAGGAUCAGGAGAGACCGGUUCCCGCUGGUUACCGGACGGAUUCCAACUUGAUUGACAGCAACACAGCCAAUCCCAAUGCCACUGGCCCAGCCAAGCCCCUCCCCCACCAUCGCAGCCUCAUUAUGGACCUCUUCCUCUCUCCUGGCCCUCCAGGCCACGCCCCCAGACCGCCCCCCUGCCCAGAGAGCCCCGCCCCCUGCUCCGUCAAUCAGCUCAAUGCCUCCUCUGGAUUGAACAACCGCCUGGUGGUGGAGGCGUACGCUGGGAGUCUGGACCUGCAGCUUCACGGCCCUCCUGAGGAUGCCAGCUCCCCCUACGGGCUCCUGUAUGAACUGCAGCCCAACAGCACCCAAACUCUCUCAGCCAAUCAGCUGAACCUGCAUGAGGUGCUGCCUGUCCAAGGACCCAGCACGGAGAGCAGUAAUGAGUUUGAGGUGGGCUCUCUGGAGCAGGACAUCAGUCUGGCUGACAUGUACAGGUGGAAGAUCUCAGCCUACGCCCCCUGUAGCUCAACCUGCACUACAGGCAUCAGCACGUCCUAUGCCCUGUGUGUGAGGUACGACGGCACGGAGGUGGACGAGGCCUACUGUGAUGCUCUCACCAGACCCGAGCCCACCCACGAGUUCUGCACCGGCAAGGACUGUCUGCCCAGGUGGGAGAGCAGUCGCUGGAGCGAGUGUUCUAGAACCUGCGGUGAGGGGUUCCAGUUCCGGACGGUGCGCUGCUGGAAGAUGAUGUCACCGGGGCUGGACAGCUCUGUGUACGACGACCUGUGCGAGGGGGCGGAGCUACACAAGCCCAUGUCUCGCAAGGCGUGCAGGAGCAGUAGCUGUGGCCCGCAGUGGGAGGUCUCUGAUUGGUCAGAGUGCUCGGCAAGGUGUGGGGGGCGUGGCCUGAGCAGGAGGGAGGUGCGCUGCUCCAUGGAAACCAGACUGUGUAACGAUUCAUCUCGACCAAUCAGUGAGAAGGAGUGUGAAGGCCCGCCUUGCGAUCGCAGGUGGACUGUGUCUGACUGGGGCCCUUGCUCAGGGGUGUGUGGUGAGGGCAGGAUGACUCGUUACGUGGUGUGUAAGACGGCCAGUGGCAGCAGCAUCUCGGAGGACCAGUGCGACCACACCCUCCGACCCCUGGCUGUGCAGCCCUGUGGAGGCAGGACCUGCCCCGCCCACUGGGUGGAGCAGGAGUGGGAGCAGUGCAACGCCACGUGUGGUCGUGGCGUGCGUGUGCGUCAGGUGGUCUGUGCUGGACUGGAGGAGGGCGUGUUCAAGGGUUACCCGGAGCAGAGCUGUGACUCCUCCCCCAGGCCGCAGGAUAGCUCCGCCUGCUUCCAGAGACCCUGCUCCAAAUGGUUCACCACUUCCUGGUCCCAGUGCAGUAAGACUUGUGGGAGUGGUGUCAGGGUGCGGGAGGUCAAGUGUUACCAAGGGGAGGAGCUAGGCCACAGCUGUGACUCCGCCCUCAAACCCGAGGCCAGACAGACAUGUGAAGUCCUGCCCUGCCCCACGGACGCUCCCGCUGCGGAGGACCAGUGUCAGGAUAAGGUGACGGCGACCUGUGGGCUGGUGCUGAAGGUCCGGCUGUGUUCUCACUGGUACUACAGGAAGGUCUGCUGCCAGUCCUGCCACGGGCGGGGCCCCUGACCUCCGACCCCUGUUACCUGACCCUAUACUGACCCCCAACCCCUGACCCCGCCCUAGGCCCCUUCCCCCCACACAAUGUGAAGACCCCCCCCAAUCAGGAGAGCACACUGCUUUGUCCCCUCAGCCCCUCCCCUUGUAACCCCCCCU